Molecule: messenger RNA, 1431 nt
Organism: Rubroshorea leprosula
Lineage: Eukaryota; Viridiplantae; Streptophyta; Magnoliopsida; Malvales; Dipterocarpaceae
Source: the annotation of a GenBank genome assembly
AUAAAGAACACACUUUCCCUCUCAAAAUACUCAUCUUCCCCUUUUCUCUUCUUUAUAUCCAAAAAACCAUCUCUUUUCUGCCUUGUUCUUGUUCCCGUUGAUAUUCUCUAUUUGCUUUGCUGUGCUAUAAGAAAACCAAUUUGGGAAUCCUUAAUUGCAGCUUAAAACUUAACUGGGUAUACAGAAAACAGACACUGUCUCCUCUUUUGGAGGCUUCACUUCUUAAAUCUUUGAAUUGGGGUUAUGGAGAAGCUCAAUUUUGUCAAGAAUGGUGUGCUUAGAUUGCCUCCGGGGUUCAGAUUCCACCCCACGGAUGAAGAACUUGUAGUUCAGUACUUGAAGAGGAAGGUGUUUUCUUGCCCCCUGCCUGCUUCCAUCAUUCCAGAAGUCGAUGUUUGCAAAGCUGAUCCCUGGGACUUACCAGGUGAUUUGGAGCAGGAGAGGUACUUUUUCAGCGCCAGAGAAUCCAAGUACCCGAACGGGAACAGGUCCAACAGAGCCACCGGCUCCGGUUACUGGAAGGCCACAGGAAUAGAUAAGCAAAUUGUGACCUCCAGGAGCAACCAAGUGGUGGGCAUGAAGAAAACUCUGGUUUUUUACAGAGGAAAGCCCCCACAUGGCGUUAGGACUGACUGGAUCAUGCACGAGUACCGCCUGGCAAAUACCGAGACUCCCACCGGCAAUGCACCACAAAAGAAGAACCCAACUCAGGGUCUCAUGGAGAAUUGGGUUCUCUGCCGUAUAUUUUUGAAGAAGAGAAAUAAUAAGAAUGAAGAAGAGAACGUCCCAAUGCAAAUUUCUUGCCAUGAAAACGGAGUUCGAAAGCUCAGCACAGACAGGCCGAUGUUCUAUGAUUUUCUUUCCGAAAGCAAGACCAACACAGACUUGAAUCUUGCUCCGAGUUCUUUCUCCUCCGGUUCCAGCGGAAUCACAGAGGUUUCCAUCAACGAAACAGAGGAUCACGAAGAAAGCAGUAGUUGCAACAGUUUUCCAUAUUUUCGAAGAAAACCUUGAAACUUCAAGAUAAGCAACACUUGGUUACUGUAGUAGUUGUGUACCAGUAAAUUUGGCAGUUUCUGAUUUAGCUAAGUCAGAAUAACCACUUUAGCAUAAUAUAGAUUGUCUGGUAAGUUUAAGUUUUUGGGUCUCUGAGUCUCUGGUUACCAGAGGUAGCAGAAACAGAGAUCGAAAAGGAAGAAACGAUGGAUGAAAGAUUAGUGUUCGGCAUUUAACUGUUGCCACUAAUAUGAAGAGCAAACAAUCUUUUACCAGAUGUUGUCAUGUAGUGAACCUCAAAAUUUCAAAAAUCUUAGUAAUUUUACUCUCCCUUUAUCCCUUCUUUUACCGAUAAGUUAGUUAUUGCUUUAUUGUCUGUCUCAACUUAGUUAUUGCUCUAUUGCCUAUCUCAACUAACAAAAACUUGAGAUUUUA